UUGAAAUUUGGAUAGUAUGUAUAUAAUAUUUGGUUUUUAGUGAAGCCUAGCUUUAUUGGUUUCUAUUUCUAGAAGCACAGAUUCUUGAUUAUUUCCCUUUGGUAGAAUGCUGGUGCAGAAAUGGAAUUUUUUUAAAAAACAUUUGAAUUUGGAUGGAAUAUUGGGAUUUCUGUUUUUAGUUGAGUUUCUAAGCUUUUUGAAUGUGAUGGGAAUGGAUGAGGGGGAUAAUGCUUCGAAAAUGAUAAGAUUUUUGAAGAACUGAAGGAUAUUUAGUGACUGUAAGAACUGAAGAAGGUUUCGUUGAAGGGUGGAUUUGGUGUAUGAUGGGUUGCAUAUGUUGCAAACCUUCUGCAAUUGAAGAUAGCAAGGAGAGUCCUAGAGAGAGGCCUUCGAGUAAAGCCUCCUCAGAAGUUAGGGCACCAAGGGCCACUUCUUCUAGGAGGGAGGGAGCUUAUAGAGCAAAGGAUCGGUCUGAUAACAAUGAAGUGCGGACAAUGUUAAUUGAUAAACAAGUGAAUGGUUCGGUACAGUUGCAUGGUGAGAAUUUGGACCGGAAGAGGGAGAAGAAGGAGUAUGUUGUUACUCAACACCCCGGGAUGGGUAGUCUCCCGAAAGCUACAGAAGGUGAGCAGCUGGCAGCAGGGUGGCCUGCUUGGUUGGCUUCUGUGGCAGGAGAAGCAAUCAGAGGAUGGGUGCCACGACGUGCUGACUCAUUUGAGAAGCUGGAUAAAAUUGGCCAGGGGACUUAUAGUAAUGUUUAUAGGGCUCGGGAUUUAGAUCAGAAAAAACUUGUUGCUCUGAAGAAAGUAAGAUUCGAUAACCUUGAACCGGAGAGUGUUCGGUUUAUGGCAAGGGAAAUUCACAUGCUACGUAGACUUGACCAUCCAAAUGUUAUAAAGCUGGAAGGUCUGGUUACCUCAAGGAUAUCUUGCAGCUUGUACCUUGUUUUUGAAUAUAUGGAACAUGAUUUGGCUGGUCUUGCUUCACAUCCGGGUCUGAAGUUUUCAGAGCCACAGGUUAAGUGCUACAUGCACCAACUUUUGCGUGGUCUUGAACAUUGUCACAGCCAUGGUGUCCUACACCGUGACAUAAAAGGUUCGAAUCUUCUAAUUGACAACAAUGGCACCUUGAAGAUUGCAGAUUUUGGUCUGGCAAGUUUUUAUGAUCCCCAUCAAAGUCAGCCCCUGACAAGCCGUGUUGUAACUCUUUGGUAUAGACCACCAGAGCUUCUACUUGGUGCCACUUACUAUGGUACUGCCGUGGAUUUAUGGAGUACAGGUUGCAUACUUGCUGAGUUAUACGCUGGCAAGCCUAUUAUGCCUGGAAGAACUGAGGUGGAACAGUUGCAUAAAAUUUUCAAACUUUGUGGCUCACCUUCUGAAGACUAUUGGAGAAAAUCAAAGUUGCCUCAUGCUACAAUUUUUAAGCCUCAACAGCCUUAUAGACGCUGUGUUGCUGAAUCAUUUAAGGAAUUUCCUGCACCGGCAUUAGCGCUCAUGGAAACCUUACUUUCCAUUGAUCCUGCUGAUCGCGAAUCUGCAGCUUCUGCUCUCAAGAGUGAGUUCUUUACCACGAAUCCACUUCCCUGUGAUCCUUCAAGCUUGCCCAAGUAUCCUCCUAGCAAGGAGUUAGAUGCAAAAAUGAGGGAUGAGGAAGCAAGAAGACAAGGAGCAGCAGGAACCCAAGGUCAGAGACCCGACCAUUACAGUAGAGCAACAAGAGAGUCUCGAGCCAUGCCAGCACCUGAUGCCAAUGCUGAACUAGUCUUGUCAAUGCAGAAAAGGCAAGGUCAACCCAAUUCUAAGAGUCGGAGUGAGAAGUUUAAUCCUCAUCCCGAAGAAGUUGCCUCAGGUUUUCCUAUAGAUCCACCUCGACCAUCACAAGCAGUAGAAUCAAAUGCAGAUGUACAGGGGAAUCGUCACAAGAGAGCCUCCCAUUCGGGGCCACUGGCUCACCGAGCUUCAUGGGAAAAGUAUGGAAAAAACCUCGAUGAUGCUCAAAAAUCUUCUACAGGGGCUGACUUGUCAAUGAUGCCAGGCUUAGUGGCUGCAAGAAGUAAUCUUAUAUCUGAAGACCCCAGAGAGAGAACCAGUUCUUCGCAACCAGAAGCUCCAAAAGUAUUUGCAAGAUUUCCUGGUUCCUUUAAGGAGGCAUCAGAAGCCUUCCAACAGGAUCCUAAACAUAAUAUGCAACAGAAAGAAGAUGGAAGAAAUAACAUCAAAGAUCCAGUUCUGAUUGGUUAUGGCUCAAAAGGUCACAAAAUUCACUAUUCUGGUCCAUUAUUAGUUCCAUCAGGUAACAUGGAUCAGAUGCUCAAGGACCAUGAUCGUCAAAUUCAAGAAGCUGUUCGACGAGCACGCCUGGAUAAGGCAAAGAUGAAAAAGGUUCCGUUAGAAGGCAAUCAAAUAUCAACCAAUUCAUUAUUCGUUUCUGGUCUUUGAGCUAAACUUCAUGAACAUCAAAUCAGGAUGAACAUUGUCAAGAUGAUGGCAGGAAAUAAUUUGGCUGCCGAUUUGCUUCUGAAAUAUGAACCAAAGUCUUCUUUUCUUUCUUGUAUAGCUCAAUCCUUAUAGGAAGAUUGCUAGUGAGGCAUAUGUAGUUAAGCUUAUAGCUGACUUAGAGAUCUUUUUCUGUGAUUAAACAUGCGCAUUUCUUUACCACUCUACAACUGUAAUCUGCUAAGAUAUAACCCAUUCCUGUAGAUCUGCCAAAGGUUAAAUGCAGUGAUCUUUAGAUUAUUUAAUGUAAUGAAACAAGCAUAAUCUAGCUUGUUUAUCAA
Hibiscus syriacus is the source of this 2779-nucleotide messenger RNA. RefSeq names its product probable serine/threonine-protein kinase At1g54610. Lineage: Eukaryota; Viridiplantae; Streptophyta; Magnoliopsida; Malvales; Malvaceae. Gene Ontology annotation, molecular function: cyclin-dependent protein serine/threonine kinase activity; RNA polymerase II CTD heptapeptide repeat kinase activity; ATP binding. Gene Ontology annotation, cellular component: cyclin-dependent protein kinase holoenzyme complex; nucleus. The record is from RefSeq and is a predicted model, not a curated record. Gene Ontology annotation, biological process: protein phosphorylation; positive regulation of transcription elongation by RNA polymerase II. Bases 321 to 2441 code for a protein of 706 amino acids. The transcript has 10 exons.